AUGCCGCCCAAGUUUACGCCACGUCUGCGAAAGCAGAAACACCGGCAAGCCCAGGCCAAUGAGCAGGCCGAUACCAACGCCGCGCAGCUCGAGCCGGUCUCCAAGGACGAGAAAGAGGCACGACGACAGAAGCUGCAGGAGGAACUACGGGAACAGCAUACCAAUGUCUCCGCAAAGAAACAAAAGCGUCUAGACAAGUAUAUUGAAAACAAACUUCGAAAGGAAGAGAACAUCGAAUUGUUGAAGAAACUCGCCAAAUCCUCGGUCGAUACCUCUUCACUGCAGAGUUCUAAAGAUUUGGGCAAGCGCAAGAGACAGGAAGACGAAUCACUCCUACCGAAGCUUGGUCAAGCAGCGAAACGCGAUGCUCCCGCCGACCUCUCCGGAGAUGAGACCGACGACUCGGAUGUCCAUCUCAAGGUGUCCGACCCCGCGACAGACCCGGAGGUGGAAUCAAAGACACAACCUGAUGUAGCUGUUGGUAGUGGAUUGAAGCGGCCUCUGGAGCUCGGGCCUGAUGGAUUCCCGGUUCUCAAGAAGCGCAAGCGCGCACCGAAGAAGAAGCCCGCACCUAAACCUGCACCAGAGGUUGCAUGGGAGGGCUUCGAUUCAGAUGAGGAAGAGGGCGAGGACGACGAGGAGGAAGAUGUGAGCGACAAGGACGAGGCUGGGUCCGAAAGUGAUUUUGAGGAGGGUUCUGAAGAUGAAGUGGGUACUUCCUCCGAGGGCUCUUCGGAGAAUGAAGAUGACUCUGAAGAUGAAGAGGACGAAGACGAGGACGAAGAUAUGGACGACGAGUCUGCAAAGAUCCAACCGCGCCAGUCAGCCUUCAAAUCUUGGGCGGUUCAACAAAUCAACGAAGCAGUGGGUUUCAAACCGAAUGACGGCGAGGCCAUCUCCCAGCAAGAGCAGGUAUUCGACCCAUCCAAAUUGCCGCAGAAGGUCAGCGAGGAAGAGCCUCUUCCCCGAGAGCUCCAGGUUACCCAUGGCGAUCCCAACCGCAAGGCAUACAGUGUCCCGGUGGACCGCUCGGAGGAGAUCCAAGCCGCCCGUCUCGGUCUGCCUGUCGUCGGCGAGGAGCAGAAGAUCAUGGAAGCUAUCCACAACAACUCCACCGUGGUCAUCUGGGGUGCUACUGGUAGCGGGAAAACAACUCAGCUUCCCCAGUUCCUCUUCGAAUCUGGUUUCGGCAGCCCAGACAGCCCGAACCCCGGUCUUAUUGGUGUCACGCAGCCUCGACGAGUUGCGGCCGUAAGUAUGGCAAACCGUGUGUCCCAAGAACUGGGUCAACAUGCCGACAAAGUCUCAUAUCAAAUUCGAUUUGAGAGCACUGCUUCCAAGAAAACCGCUAUCAAAUUCAUGACUGAUGGUAUCCUGUUGCGAGAGAUUGCGGAUGACUUUGCCCUCCGUAAAUACUCUAUCAUCCUCAUUGAUGAGGCUCACGAGCGAAGCGUCAACACCGAUAUUCUGAUUGGAAUGGUCAGUCGUAUCGUUGAUCUGCGCAAGUCGUUGAGCGAGGAGGAUCCGUCCGUGAAGCCCUUGAAGGUCGUCAUCAUGUCGGCCACUCUGCGAAUCUCCGAUUUCACUGAAAACGCGAGUUUGUUCCGCCAUGGUGCACCUCCCUUGGUUCAGGCCGAGGGUCGGCAGUACCCUGUCUCUGUGCAUUUCUCUCGCCGCACUCAGCGCGAUUACGUUGAGGAUGCGUUCCGCAAGGUAUCCCGUGGACACCGCAAGCUACCUCCCGGUGGAAUGCUUGUGUUCUUGACUGGACAAAAUGAAAUUCGCCAGCUUUCCAAGCGAUUGAAGCAGGCUUUCAAGCCAACACAGCGAGGAGAUACUACGAACGCAAAGGUGCAGCUUUCGGCCAACGAAGCACCUCUGGAAGCCGAGGAUCUAGAGCUGGGUGAGACAGAGAUGGACAAUACUGGCGUUGACGAUUAUGACAGCGACAUGGAAAUUACAGGCCUGGAUGACGAAGAGGAAGACGACGGCUUCGAUCUCGGCGAAGAGGCUAUGGACUCAUCAACACGCGUCCACGUUUUGCCUCUCUACUCGCAACUCCCCACAAAGGAACAGAUGAAGGUCUUCGAGCCGCCACCAGAGAACUCUCGUCUCAUCAUCCUCGCAACCAACGUUGCUGAAACCUCUUUGACCAUCCCCGGCAUCAAGUACGUCUUCGACUGCGGUCGAGCCAAGGAGAAGCAAUUCGAUCUGUUCACAGGUGUCCAGAGCUUCCAAAUCGGCUGGAUCAGCAAGGCCAGCGCAAACCAGCGAGCCGGUCGUGCCGGUCGAACAGGCCCAGGUCACUGCUACAGAAUGUACUCAUCUGCAGUAUACGAAGGCGAGUUUGCCGAAUACACCGAACCCGAGAUCCUGCGCACACCCAUCGAAGGCGUCGUCCUCCAGAUGAAGAGCAUGGGCCUGCACAACGUCAUCAACUUCCCCUUCCCAACACCCCCAAGCCGCCAGGGUCUCGCAAAGGCCGAAAAGCUCCUGAAGAACCUCGGCGCGCUCUCAGCCGACGGCCAAGUCACCCCAAUCGGCCGCCGUCUCUCAACAUACCCGCUCUCCCCACGGUUCAGCAAGAUGCUCCACAUCGGCCACCAGCACGGCUGCAUGCCCUAUGUGAUAGCCCUAGUAGCAGCCCUUGCAGUGGGCGACCUUUUCAUCCCAGAAAACCAACUGGACCCGAACCCCCCAGCCCCCAAAAAGACCAACGACGACUCAGACUCGGACUCAGAUGUCGAAAAGAAACAAAUCUACACAAAUGCAGACCGCCUCGAAGACACAGAACGCGAACAACGCAACAAAGCCCACGCCCGCGCCCACCGCCUCUUCAGCAAACACGACGACACAUCCGACGCCCUAAAAGCCCUAAGCGCAAUCUGUGCCUACGCCUACGCCUCGGACGGCGAAGCGUUCAGCGACAAAAUGUUCCUCCGCGCAAAGGCCUUCAAAGAAGCAACCCAGCUCCGCCGCCAACUAACUGACAUCGUGCGCUCCAACAACCCAGGCCAAGUCCCCGAUUACCAACCCCGCCUCCCAGAACCAUCCGCCAAACAAAUUAAAGCGCUCAAGCAAAUCGUCACAGCUGGUUUCAUCGAUCAGGUCGCUAUCCGCGCUGAUCUGGCCCCCGUCCCGCCGGAGAAUCAGCGCGCCUCCCGUCGUGCCAUCGACGUGCCGUAUCUUACCCUCUUCCGCUCGCGCGAUGGGAGUGGACAUCAGGAAUUAGCGGAGCGUGCUGUUUACGUGCAUCCGUCUUCCCUACUGGCUAAACUAUCGCCGAGGGAAAUGCCCCAGUAUAUCAUCUACUCGCAUCUGCAGCAGUCGUCUGCGGCGUUGGUGACUGAUGCCCUGCCGAAGAUCCGUAUGUUCCCACUUGUCGUCCCCAGUGGACUUCAGCUUGCUGCUAUUGCGCACGAUACGCCGCUUAUUGAGUAUGGGAAGCCGAUUGGGAAGGCCGAUGCGUUGGAUGGCGUCCCGCCUAGGAGGUCGUGUUGGGUUGUUCCCUCGCUUGUUGGCGAUGCUGGGAGUACCGGUUGGCCUAUGCCUGCUAAGAAGGUUGUUCAGAAGAAGGACCCCAAGGCUGGGUGGGUUAUUGAGAAGUUUGUUGCUUGA
Messenger RNA from Penicillium arizonense, 3618 nucleotides. RefSeq names its product ATP-dependent RNA helicase ECM16. Gene Ontology annotation, biological process: maturation of SSU-rRNA from tricistronic rRNA transcript (SSU-rRNA, 5.8S rRNA, LSU-rRNA). Gene Ontology annotation, cellular component: intracellular anatomical structure; nucleolus. The record is from RefSeq and is a predicted model, not a curated record. Bases 1 to 3618 code for a protein of 1205 amino acids. NCBI's taxonomy places the organism in Eukaryota, Fungi, Ascomycota, Eurotiomycetes, Eurotiales, Aspergillaceae. Gene Ontology annotation, molecular function: RNA binding; ATP hydrolysis activity; ATP binding. The transcript has 2 exons.